AUGGCCUCACCGACUCUCGCUUCCUCAUCUCGAGCUAUACUAUCUUUACCAUCCAUAUCAACCAUUGGAUCUACACGAGGUGUCUUACACAGAGCUAGACCACCUAGGAUAACAGUACUACAAUCGCCUCAUACGCCAAAACUACCAAAACCCACUUCAGGUACAUCGCAUCCUGUCGAUCCUAAAAUUCACGGACAACCCACCUCAUCUACGUCUUCAACUGUAUUGGAGGAUAGUGGAUUAACAUUCCAUCAUUCACCUCCACCAUCGUUACCUUCGUACACUAAUGGAGGGGUACCUCCGUUCUUACAAUGGUUAGGAGGUAAAAGUAUUCGUUUGACAGGUGAAGAGAGUGCUCCGACAUUGAACGAAAGGAUUGUGUACGGAGGGGAAUUGGAAUGGACGGAAGAAAUGGUUUCGAGAAUGAAAGCAUUAAGGGUGGAAGGGAAAAGCAGAAAUGAAAUUGGUAAAGCCCUUCAACUUCCCGGAGACCAAUACAGACUUAUACCUCGAGUUGCACCUCAAACACCCGUACAAGCAGCGAGUAGAAUCACGGAAUUGGAAGAACAGAAAUCUACUUGGGGAUAUAAGAAGAAGGUCGCUAGGGCAAUCAGACAGAAAAGGAAGGAGUUCUGGUAG
Molecule: messenger RNA, 639 nt
Organism: Kwoniella shivajii
Lineage: Eukaryota; Fungi; Basidiomycota; Tremellomycetes; Tremellales; Cryptococcaceae
Exons: 2
Coding region: 1-639 (212 amino acids)
Source: RefSeq, a predicted model, not a curated record